AUGGAGGAGCCAAAAGAUCGUAACAACUCAAAAGAUAUUUCCAGGCCCAUAGAGCUGGAUUUGGAUUUUUUAAUGCCAUCCAACAUCAGUGAAUCUAGUAAUCUCCAAUACCUUAAGCUGUCUAAGACAAACUUAGAAGUCUUGAAAAUGCCCCUGUCUACAUUUUGGAAUCUCAAAGUAUUGGACAUAUCCAGCAACAAAUUUACAGAAUUCCCUCUCCAGGUGUUUAAUGUGCCUAGUUUACAAGAGCUUAACAUCGGUCACAACUUGCUUAGUACUAUUCCUAUUGACAUCAACACGCUGACAAACUUGACGAUUCUUAAGGUCAAUGAUAACCGUUUCGAGGAAUUUCCAACUCACGUUUGUGACAUUCCCGCCUUGCAAAUAUUCGAUAUCAGCGGUAACAAGAUCCGCAUCAUCCCUUCAUCUGUUAGCAAAAUGGACAGUCUUAAAACGCUGCAUAUACAGAAAAACAUGAUUGAUGUACUUCCAGGUGCAUUGUGUGAUCUUUAUGAGUUAGAAUAUCUUGACAUGAGGGCAAAUCAUUUGUGCACCAUUCCCAAAAGUAUAAGACGUUUGACCAGACUGCAAACCCUUAAUAUCUCUCAUAACCAGAUUUCAACUUUUCCAACCAGUUUAUGCAGCCUGUUUAGUUUGGAGAAUCUGGAUAUUGGUCAGAAUAAAAUAGACCGUAUACCAUUUGAGAUAAAGGAAAUAGAUGAACUGAAAACUCCAGUGAGAGGUGAGAGGGCCGUUGUGACGAGCAGGCUACAAUUGAACUUACUUGGGGUGACAGGGAGUGGCAAAAGUAGCUUAUCCAGGUCUCUUCAAAGGAGAGAAUCGUCGCUGACAUCCGAAGCAGACAGGACCCAGGUGAUUGAGCGAGGGUCAUGGGAACCGGACAGUAAGGUUGCUUUCAAUAUCAACGACUUUGGGGGUCACGAUGUAUACAGAGUGGGCUAUCCUAUAUUUCUUCAUAAAAAUGGAGUUGCCAUCAUCACUUUCAACCUGUCUCAGUAUCAGUGCGAGGACAACUACUAUAUGAAACAUAUUGGAGAAUGGAUACAAACAGUCCAGUGCAGAGCACCUGGUAUCUACAUCAUAAUUGUAGGAACUCACCACGACCUGGUCGGUGAUAGAGAUCCUGACAUGCUGUGUCAAGAUGUCCGCCAUCGUUUCAAACAACAAGCGGAUUGGAACAUGGAAUGGUUACGAAACAGAGUUGACGCACACGCAUUUCAAGGGAGAAGGGUUUCAUAUUUUUCCAAUUCCCAUGUGAACAUCUUCACGAUCAGCUCAGCCGAUAUGUUUGGAAUGGAGAACCUAUCGGCGUACCUGGUUCAGUUAGCCAAGCUGAGAGGAGUCGUCCUCCCUGAGGCCUGGGUGGAUGUGAUGAAUGAAAUAGAGAGGAUGAAGUUUGAACCUACAACCAACACUCUGACAGAGGGGGUUGUCAGAGAAAUUGUAAAAGUUGAGGUUGCACGUAGAAAAAAGAAAAGUGCACGCCAGGCAGACGUUUCCAUAGAGGAAGAAAACAGAAACCAGAUUUCGCGAAUCGUAAGAAGAAUGAUGUGCUGCACAAGUCUCUUCCAUGAAGAAGCCGAGGAAAUAAAUCAAGUGGCAAGUGGUCCCCAAACCCCUCACGAAGACGACGAGGAUAUUUCUCCAGCACAAGUGACAUAUGUGGUGCAAGAUGUCCUUAAUUAUAUGUCAAAUACUGGUGAAGUAGUGUGGUUUGAUUCCAAUACAGCUCUCGGAAAAGUCAUAUUCCACAAGCCGGAAGUCUUAAUCAAUCUCCUCAAAUCCGUCCUACACCAUGAUUUUGAGGUUAAAAAGAAGGCUCUGAAGGAAAAUUACACCAAACAGAAAUUUGAAGAGAUAGUAGACAACCUUGAGAUGAGGGGUAUUAUUGACGAGGAUGUCAUGGAGUUUCUCUGGCAGUCCUUUGGGGUUCCUGGCAUUGAAAGGGAUGCCAUGAUUGAGCUUAUGACAAAGCUUGACCUGAGCUAUUUUGUGGAUGGCGCAUCUGUAGCAAAAAGAACCGGCGCAUUCCAUUUCCCAUGUUUACUACAACAGAAUGAACCAUGUGACUUAGAGAGUUCGGGCAAGUGGCCGGCCAGAUUGCCAAGGGGGGUACUACUACAGUUGACCCUCCAGAUUCACACACCCCACCGAUGUCCAAGCGACGUGUUCGAAAAGCUCUCAGUCAGAAUCCACAAGUAUCUUCAUAUGUUCGACAGAAGACGCAUCGACUGGAAUAAUGGUGUCUAUGCAGUCACCAGCCGUUGUAAAAUUCUCCUUACGCGUCACAGCGAAGAGCGAGACUGGGUAAUCACGACAAAUGUCAGAGGGAAAGAUCGACUCGCCAUGUGGGACAUCCUGCUCAAGCUCCAUCAAGACCUCGUCGACAUUUUGAAAAAUGACUGGCCGGGUGUUUUCUACAGCAAGCACCUGCUGUGUCCACACUGCAUUGAAGAAGGCAUCCCCUCCCCCACCCUUUUUCCUGGAGACAUCUUGGACCAACCAGACUACGUUCCACGCGUGAAGGUCUUACCAUGCAGAAAUGCGCCCCCUCAAACUAUCAGCGCAACGCACGUGUACCCAGCUCUGGCAGAGAGGAUGAAGUUUGAACCUACAACCAACACUCUGACAGAGGGGGUUGUCAGAGAAAUUGUAAAAGUUGAGGUUGCACGUAGAAAAAAGAAAAGUGCACGCCAGGCAGACGUUUCCAUAGAGGAAGAAAACAGAAACCAGAUUUCGCGAAUCGUAAGAAGAAUGAUGUGCUGCACAAGUCUCUUCCAUGAAGAAGCCGAGGAAAUAAAUCAAGUGGCAAGUGGUCCCCAAACCCCUCACGAAGACGACGAAGAUAUUUCUCCAGCACAAGUGACAUAUGUGGUGCAAGAUGUCCUUAAUUAUAUGUCAAAUACUGGUGAAGUAGUGUGGUUUGAUUCCAAUACAGCUCUCGGAAAAGUCAUAUUCCACAAGCCGGAAGUCUUAAUCAAUCUCCUCAAAUCCGUCCUACACCAUGAUUUUGAGGUUAAAAAGAAGGCUCUGAAGGAAAAUUACACCAAACAGAAAUUUGAAGAGAUAGUAGACAACCUUGAGAUGAGGGGUAUUAUUGACGAGGAUGUCAUGGAGUUUCUCUGGCAGUCCUUUGGGGUUCCUGGCAUUGAAAGGGAUGCCAUGAUUGAGCUUAUGACAAAGCUUGACCUGAGCUAUUUUGUGGAUGAUGCAUCUGUAGCAAAAAGAACCGGCGCAUUCCAUUUCCCAUGUUUACUACAACAGAAUGAACCAUGUGACUUAGAGAGUUCGGGCAAGUGGCCGGCCAGAUUGCCAAGGGGGGUUCUACAGUUGACCCUCCAGAUUCACACACCCCACCGAUGUCCAAGCGACGUGUUCGAAAAGCUCUCAGUCAGAAUCCACAAGUAUCUUCAUAUGUUCGACAGAAGACGCAUCGACUGGAAUAAUGGUGUCUAUGCAGUCACCAGCCGUUGUAAAAUUCUCCUUACGCGUCACAGCGAAGAGCGAGACUGGGUAAUCACGACAAAUGUCAGAGGGAAAGAUCGACUCGCCAUGUGGGACAUCCUGCUCAAGCUCCAUCAAGACCUCGUCGACAUUUUGAAAAAUGACUGGCCGGGUGUUUUCUACAGCAAGCACCUGCUGUGUCCACACUGCAUUGAAGAAGGCAUCCCCUCCCCCACCCUUUUUCCUGGAGACAUCUUGGACCAACCAGACUACGUUCCACGCGUGAAGGUCUUACCAUGCAGAAAUGCGCCCCCUCAAACUAUCAGCGCAACGCACGUGUACCCAGCUCUGGCAGGGAGAGACGGCGUGCUGAAAGAAAACAAAGACCGACUGCGGCGAAACAGGGUGACGUUGGUUCAGUCGGUUACUGAACAGUGCCUUCUGGAGGUACUGAAUAGUCUUACAGCACAAGCCAUUUUUUUGCCCAGAGAAAAGGAGAAUAUAACGAAAAUUGCCACACAGCAAGAGCGGGUUGAGGAGUUUUUGGACAUUUUGAAAAACAAAGAAGACAGAGCUUUUUACAUAUUCCACAAACAUCUAGAGAGCAGUGGACAAACGCAUUUGGCUGAUCUAUUGCGUCCAAGAGAGGAAAUCAUGGAUGAGCUACCGAGUGGUGAGAUAGUCUAUUGGGUUUAGCUGUGUGGUAUUUCGCAUGUGUCGACUCAGAGAGGAAAAGGAAAAACUCGGAGACGUUAGUGAUGCAGUAAUAGCCUGCUGAUCUGAUCUAGCGUGGUAUGCCUCAAAGUUUACUGAAAAUACGGAUGACUGCCCAGUGGAUGGGAAACAGAAAUAUAAACAUACCAAAAGUAGAUUACAUAAAUUUGGACGGCAUUAUAAAGGUGUUUAAGCUGUUAAGAAAAAUCAAAUUACUACGCACACGAUUAACUUAUAAAUAUCUAUAUUCAUCUUUGACAUGUUCAUAGCUAUAAAAUGACUAUUUAUGUUCUCCUCAUUAAUGGAUAGCAGGUAUUGAGAACGUUACUAAGAACUUGACCAACGGAAUGUAAAGACAUGAAUUUUCUUUUAAAAAAUUGGACAAUCGAACAUUUAGAAAAUAAAUUAAUCUAAUAUGGAGAACAUUGUUAAAAUGUAACCUGCUGUUGUUUAUUAUCAAGCGUUACAUAUUUUUUGUGUUUAUUUUAAACAGUCAAUAUAUUUUUUGAAAUGUUAAUUUCUGUUGUUAUCUGUUUUAUACAU
This is a messenger RNA of Lingula anatina, 4722 nucleotides long. Its product is annotated as malignant fibrous histiocytoma-amplified sequence 1 homolog. The record is from RefSeq and is a predicted model, not a curated record. NCBI's taxonomy places the organism in Eukaryota, Metazoa, Brachiopoda, Lingulata, Lingulida, Lingulidae. Gene Ontology annotation, cellular component: cytoplasm. Gene Ontology annotation, molecular function: protein binding. Gene Ontology annotation, biological process: regulation of apoptotic process.